UCUUGACAUAGUAAGAAGUGAGUAGUCUACACUCUAAAAUGGCAGCAUUUCCCACCACCUACAAUAAGGAUAAUAAUACCUGGAGUGGUAUGCAACGUUCUUUGAUGUACAACCAAGACAUGUCCGUCGGUAGAAUUAUAUUCAAUAUCAUGAGGAACUGGCCCAAAAAUGUGUGUCAGAUCAAUGAUGAAGAUGGUAUAACCUUAACUAAUGGUCAAGCCAUUACUUGGGCCAUUAGAAUUGCACAACACUUGAAGAAUAAAGGACUGAAUAGCCAGGAUGUGAUUGGAAUAUUGGGGACAAAUUCCACUUAUCUUAUGCCCUUGGGUGUCGCCUGUCUAAUGAACAGUACAAAGUUUCAUGCUGUGAAUCCAAUUGCAGAUAAAGAUACUAUACAAUAUGCAUUCGGAAUAACCAAACCGAAGCUAAUCUUUUGUGAUGGACUCCACUAUGAAAAAAUCCGUUCUGCAACUCAAGGAUGGAAUCCAGAGAUUAUUACAAUAACCGGGACCAUUAAGGAUGUUCCCAAUAUUGAAUCGUUGCUAGAACCUACAACCUCAGAAAAGUUCUACCAGCCUGAAUCUAUCGAUAAUGGAGAUCAAACCGUGGCGAUUCUUUGCUCCUCUGGCACAACAGGAUUACCAAAAGCUGUCUGCAUUUCAAAUAGUAAUCUCAUAAUGAUUGAUAUGUUGACUACCAGUGAAUCGAUUAUCUAUUUGCCCAGUUCAUUAGAUUGGGUUACAGGUGUCUGGGGUUUUCUUCUUAGCACAGUCGCUGGUUGCACACGCAUCAUAUCGAACAAGGCUUUUAGUCCCGAACACUUUGUAAAUCUGGUUAAGACAUACCAGAUCAACUAUGUUAUAUUGCCGCCCAGACAUCUAGCCGCCUUAAUCACUUGUCCGGAUGCAACCCCGGAGGCACUUUCACCUAUAAAAAUGCUUAGUUAUGGUGGCGGUUUAGUGAGCUUAACAACGCUGAAGAGAACGCAGGAGAUCUGUAAGAAUGCCGUGUUCAAUUCAGCCUACGCCAUGACCGAAGUUGGAGUUAUAACGGGUAAUGUGGGGAUUAUAAAUAGCACUGCAGCUGGUAGACUUAUGCCGGGUAUUCAAAUCCGCAUCAUCGAUGAAGAUGGCAAGAGACUUAAGCACAAUCAGGUUGGUGAGAUCUUCGUGCACACUGGACAAACCUGGAAUGGUUACUACGACAAUCCGGUGGAAACGGAGCGCAUGCAGGACUCUGAAGGUUGGUUCCACACUGGCGACUUGGGAUACUUUGAUGACAAGAACUUCCUCUACAUUGUGGAUCGCAAGAAGGAGGUCUUAAAGUACCAAGGUCUCCACUAUUGGCCCACAGAAAUAGAGAAUGUGAUUUUAAACUUACCGGAGGUGCAGGACGUGUGUGUGGUAGGCAUCUACGAUGAAAGACAAGGAGAUGCUGCAGGUGCUUUGGUUGUGAAGCGAAAGGGAUGUGACAUAAGUGAAAAGGCGAUUAUUGAUCAUGUGGCCAAGAGGUUGAAUGGUCUGCAGAAACAACUAUAUGCUGGAGUUUGUUUUACGGAUAAACUGCCCUCCAACCACAAUGGUAAAAUUCUAAGGAAAGCAGCCCGUGAUGAAUUUGUUUCCAAAAAAAUAAAAGCAGAUAUUGGCUUAAGUAGUCUACUUUCUAAAAUGGCAGCAUUUCCCACCACCUACAAUAAGGAUAAUAAUACCUGGAGUGGUAUGCAACGUUCUUUGAUGUACAACCAAGACAUGUCUGUCGGUAGAAUUAUAUUCAAUAUCAUGAGGAACUGGCCCAAAAAUGUGUGUCAGAUCAAUGAUGAAGAUGGUAUAACCUUAACUAAUGGUCAAGCCAUUACUUGGGCCAUUAGAAUUGCACAACACUUGAAGAAUAAAGGACUGAAUAGCCAGGAUGUGAUUGGAAUAUUGGGGACAAAUUCCACUUAUCUUAUGCCCUUGGGUGUCGCCUGUCUAAUGAACAGUACAAAGUUUCAUGCUGUGAAUCCAAUUGCAGAUAAAGAUACUAUACAAUAUGCAUUUGGAAUAACCAAACCGAAGCUAAUCUUCUGUGAUGGACUUCACUAUGAAAAAGUCCGUUCUGCAACUCAAGAAUGGAAUCCAGAGAUUAUUACAUUAACCGGGAACAUUAAGGAUGUGCCCAUUAUUGAAUCUUUGCUAGAGCCCACAACAACAGAAAAGUUCUAUCAGCCUGAAUCUAUCGAUAAUGGAGAUCAAACCGUGGCGAUUCUAUGCUCCUCUGGCACAACAGGAUUACCAAAAGCUGUCUGCAUUUCAAAUAGUAAUCUCAUAAUGAUUGAUAUGUUGACUACCAGUGAAUCGAUUAUCUAUUUGCCCAGUUCAUUAGAUUGGGUUACAGGUGUCUGGGGUUUUCUUCUUAGCACAGUCGCUGGUUGCACACGCAUCAUAUCGAACAAGGCUUUUAGUCCCGAACACUUUGUAAAUCUGGUUAAGACAUACCAGAUCAACUAUGUUAUAUUGCCGCCCAGACAUCUAGCCGCCUUAAUCACUUGUCCGGAUGCAACCCCGGAGGCACUUUCACCUAUAAAAAUGCUUAGUUAUGGUGGCGGUUUAGUGAGCUUAACAACGCUGAAGAGAACGCAGGAGAUCUGUAAGAAUGCCGUGUUCAAUUCAGCCUACGCCAUGACCGAAGUUGGAGUCAUAACGGGUAAUGUGGGGAUUAUAAAUAGCACUGCAGCUGGUAGACUUAUGCCGGGUAUUCAAAUCCGCAUCGUUGAUGAAGAUGGCAAGAGACUUAAGCACAAUCAGGUUGGUGAGAUCUUCGUGCAAACUGGACAAACCUGGAAUGGUUACUACGGCAAUCCGGUGGAAACGGAGCGCAUGCAGGACUCUGAAGGUUGGUUCCACACUGGCGACUUGGGAUACUUUGAUGACAAGAACUUCCUCUACAUUGUGGAUCGCAAGAAGGAGGUCUUAAAGUACCAAGGUCUCCACUAUUGGCCUACAGAAAUAGAGAAUGUGAUUUUAAACUUACCGGAGGUGCAGGACGUGUGUGUGGUAGGCAUCUACGAUGAAAGACAAGGAGAUGCUGCAGGUGCUUUGGUUGUGAAGCGAAAGGGAUGUGACAUAAGUGAAAAGGCGAUUAUUGAUCAUGUGGCCAAGAGGUUGAAUGGUCUGCAGAAACAACUAUAUGCUGGAGUUUGUUUUACGGAUAAACUGCCCUCCAACCACAAUGGUAAAAUUCUAAGGAAAGCAGCACGUGAUGAAUUUGUUGCCUGCAUGUAAAAGCAGCGAAUGUUUGUGAAUUUAAAUUUAGGAACCUCUUAAUUAAACUAAGGAAUAAAUAAAUCAUAUGUAA
This is a messenger RNA of Drosophila nasuta, 3333 nucleotides long. RefSeq lists its product as uncharacterized. Bases 39 to 3260 code for a protein of 1073 amino acids. Gene Ontology annotation, biological process: long-chain fatty acid metabolic process; fatty-acyl-CoA biosynthetic process. Gene Ontology annotation, molecular function: long-chain fatty acid-CoA ligase activity. The transcript is spliced from 10 exons. Lineage: Eukaryota; Metazoa; Arthropoda; Insecta; Diptera; Drosophilidae. The record is from RefSeq and is a predicted model, not a curated record.